This is a messenger RNA of Zea mays, 828 nucleotides long. Its product is annotated as FCS-Like Zinc finger 3. The transcript is spliced from 2 exons. The record is from RefSeq and is a predicted model, not a curated record. The coding region runs from base 81 to 455 and encodes 124 amino acids. Lineage: Eukaryota; Viridiplantae; Streptophyta; Magnoliopsida; Poales; Poaceae.
CCACAACCACGUUCUUCUUCCUCCCAUCCCAGCAAGUGAAAAGGAACCCACCGGUGGGAACGAGCCAGCCAAAGAAACCAAUGGAGGACUACUACUACUACUUCACCUCCUGGGGGACCGUGGGCUCCGUCGAGCCCACCGGCUUCCCGGCCCACACGUUGCCUCGCAACCCUAGCUCGGCGUCGCCGAAGACCCGCCGUGCGUCCCGCGGCGACGCUGACGCCGGAGAGCGGCUCCACCACUACUACCUCGACGCCUGCUUCCGGUGCGGGCGACAUCUUGGCGGGAACAAGGACAUCUUCAUGUACAGGGGCGACACCCCGUUCUGCAGCGACGAGUGCCGGCAGCAGCAGAUUGAGGACGACGAGGCGAGGGAGAAGAAGAGGUCCAGGCAGCAUGCUGCUGCGACUGCGACUGCGACUGCGACGAAGCGGGAGCGGGAGCGGCGGAGCUAGCAGCAGCCCGCAGAGGAUUCCGCUCUGGGCGCGGUGAUCGAUCGGUCGAUGCAGCGGCAUCCGAAAAUGAACUGAUCAUUCAUUCGCUCAUGUCGCCGGCCGCCUCGAGCUGUUGGUCCUGUUGGUACGCAUGUGGCCUCCAGAUAUAGCAUAUACCAUGUAGCUUGUUGUUUGCCAGCCAAGAAGAGCAAGCUGGAGCUCAGCUGUUGAUUGAAGCAUGCACGGGGGGCCGGAGAAAGAACAGAUCGUCUGCAGGUUUUCCUUUUUGUGCUGAUUACCGCAUUAGAGCAUGCAGCUGGCGUGUGUUUGUGUGCGACUGCCAUGUACAUGUACUCCAACCGUCCAACGUAACAUUCCGGCACCUACUACCGUC